AUGGCGGACGAGGAGGAAUACGAGGAAGUGAUAGAGUACUACACGGAGGAGACAGUUUACGAGGAGGUGCCGGGUGAGACAAUCACAGAAGUCUAUGAAACUACGACAACCAGGACAUCUGACUAUGGUCAGUCGGAGCCUUCCACCCCAGCGCUGGUGCAGCCGCAACCAGCAAAACCGAUGGAGCGGAAGAAGGUCAUCCGAAAGAAGGUGGACUCUUCCAAGUUCAUGACCCCCUACAUUGAACACAGUCAGAAAAUGCAGGAUCUUUUCAGCUCCAAUAAAUACAAAGAGAACUAUGAGAAAGCAAAGGGACAGCCAUAUGCUAUCACAAGCGAUACUCCAGAACUUCGCAGAAUCAAGAAAGUACAGGAUCAACUCAGUGAGGUUAAGUAUCGAAUGGAUGGAGAUGUUGCAAAAACUAUCUGUCACGUGGAUGAAAAAGCAAAAGACAUUGAACAUGCAAAGAAAGUGUCGCAGCAAGUCAGCAAGGUUUUAUACAAGCAGAACUGGGAAGACACCAAGGAUAAGUACCUGCUUCCCCCUGAUGCCCCUGAACUUGUCCAAGCCAUUAAGAACACAGCCAUGUUCAGUAAGAAACUGUACACUGAAGACUGGGAAGCAGACAAAGGGUUGUUUUAUCCCUAUAAUGACAGUCCGGAACUGAGGCGGGUCGCCCAGGCCCAGAAGGCGCUCAGUGACAUUGCCUACAAAAAAGGACUCACUGAACAGCAAACUCAGUUCACGUCCCUUCCUGAUCCUCCUGAUGUAGAAUUUGCCAAGAAAGUAACCAACCAAGUAAGCAAGCAAAAAUAUAAAGAAGACUAUGAAAAGAAAGUCAAAGGCAAAUGGAGUGAGACGCCCUGCUUUGAAAUUGCAACAGCCAGAAUGAACGCCGACAAUCUCAGCACAAGGAAGUAUCAGGAAGACUUCGAGAACUUGAAAGACCAGAUCUACUUCAUGCAGACGGAAACGCCUGAGUACAAAAUGAACAAGCAGGCUGGAAUUGCAGCCAGCAAGGUGAAAUACAAAGAAGACUAUGAGAAGAAUAAAGGAAAAGCAGAUUAUAAUGUACUUCCUGCAUCAGAGAACCCACUGCUCAGGCAGCUGAAGGCAGCAGGAAACGUCCUCAGUGACAAACUAUACAAGGAAAACUAUGAAAAGACAAAGGCCAAGAGCAUCAAUUACUGCGAGACCCCCAAGUUUCAGCUUGACACAGUACUGCAGAACUUCAGUAGUGAUACUAAGUACAGAGAUUCCUACCUAAAGAAUAUUUUGGGACACUAUGUAGGCAGCUUCGAGGACCCAUAUCACACACACUGUAUGAAAGUGUCAGCCCAAAAUAGUGACAAAAAUUACAGAGCGGAAUAUGAAGAGGACAGAGGCAAAGGCUUCUUCCCCCAGACCAUCACCCAGGAAUAUGAGGCAAUCAAGAAAUUGGACCAGUGUAAAGAUCACACCUACAAAGCCCACCCAGAUAAGACCAAGUUCACUCAAGUUACGGACUCUCCUGUUCUGUUGCAAGCCCAGGUCAAUUCCAAACAGCUGAGUGACGUAAGUCCUGCUAAGUACCCAUCUGAAAAAUUCAAGUGUCAUAUACCUCCGGAUGCCCCUGCCUUUAUCCAGCACAGAGUCAAUGCCUAUAACCUGAGCGACAAUGUCUACAAGCAAGACUGGGAGAAGAGCAAAGCUAAGAAGUUUGACAUCAAGGUGGAUGCCAUCCCCCUGCUGGCAGCCAAGGCCAACAGCAAGAAUGCCAGCGAUGUGAUGUACAAGAAGGACUAUGAGAAGAGCAAAGGCAAGAUGAUCGGCGCCCUCAGCAUCAACGAUGACCCCAAGAUGCUGCACUCCCUGAAGACGGCCAAAAACCAGAGCGACAGGCUAUACAGGGAAAACUAUGAGAAGACCAAGGCCAAGAGUAUGAAUUAUUGUGAGACCCCUAAGUAUCAACUCGACACCCUUCUGAAGAACUUCAGUGAGGCAAAAUAUAAAGAUUCAUACGUAAAGAAUAUUUUGGGCCACUAUGUAGGCAGCUUUGAGGACCCGUACCAGACGCACUGCAUGAAAGUUACAGCUCAAAACAGUGACAAGAGCUACAAAGCAGAGUAUGAAGAAGACAAAGGGAAAUGCUAUUUCCCUCAGACGAUAACUCAGGAAUACGAAGCUAUCAAGAAGCUGGACCAGUGUAAAGAACACACCUACAAAGUGCAUCCUGAUAAGACUAAAUUCACAGCAGUCACCGACACGCCUGUGCUGCUGCAGGCCCAGCUCAACACCAAACAGCUCAGUGAUCUGAAUUACAAAGCAAAGCAUGAAGGUGAGAAAUUCAAGUGCCACGUGCCGGCAGACGCACCGGAGUUCAUCCAGCACAGAGUCAACGCUUACAACCUGAGCGACAAUGUCUACAAGCAAGACUGGGAGAAGAGCAAAGCUAAGAAGUUUGACAUCAAGGUGGAUGCCAUCCCCCUGCUGGCAGCCAAGGCCAACAGCAAGAAUGCCAGCGAAGUGAUGUACAAGAAGGACUAUGAGAAGAGCAAAGGCAAGAUGAUCGGCGCCCUCAGCAUCAACGAUGACCCCAAGAUGCUGCACUCCCUGAAGACGGCCAAAAACCAGAGCGACCGUGAAUACCGUAAAGACUACGAGAAGUCGAAAACGAUCUACACCGCCCCUCUUGAUAUGCUCCAAGUCACCCAAGCUAAGAAAUCUCAGGAGAUCGCCAGCGACGUGGACUACAAGCACGUCUUACACAACUACAGCUACCCACCAGACAGCGUCAGCGUGGACCUCGCCAAGAAGGCGUACGCGCUGCAGAGUGAUGUGGAGUACAAAGCGGACUACAACAGCUGGAUGAAGGGCUGUGGCUGGGUGCCUUUCGGGUCCCUGGAGAUGGAAAAGGCAAAGCGAGCCUCGGACAUUCUGAAUGAGAAAAAAUACCGCCAGCAUCCAGAUACGCUCAAAUUCACAUCAAUUGAAGAUGCUCCUAUUACAGUGCAGUCUAAAAUUAACCAGGCCCAGAGGAGCGACAUCGCUUACAAAGCCAAAGGGGAGGAGAUACUGCAUAAGUACAACCUGCCCGCGGACCUGCCGCAGUUCAUCCAGGCUAAAGUGAACGCCUACAACGUCAGUGAGAGCAUGUACAAAGCUGACCUGAAAGACUUAAGCAAGAAAGGAUAUGACCUGAGAAUCGAUGCGAUUCCCAUCAAAGCUGCCAAAGCUGCCCGGCAGGCUGCAAGCGACGUCCAUUACAAAAAAGAUUACGAGAAGGCUAAAGGGAAAAUGGUUGGAUUCCAAAGUCUCCAAGAUGAUCCCAAACUGGUCCAUUACAUGAACGUGGCCAAGAUACAGUCAGACCGGGAGUAUAAAAAAGACUACGAAAAGACAAAGACCAAGUACAACACCCCUCAAGAUAUGUUCGAUGUUGUGGCAGCUAAGAAGGCACAGGAUGUAAUCAGCAAUACGAACUACAAGCAUUCUCUCCAACACUACACCUACCUGCCGGAUGCCAUGGACCUGGAGCUGUCCAAGAACAUGAUGCAUAUCCAGAGUGACAAUGCCUACAAGGAAGACUAUAACACCUGGAUGAAGGGCAUUGGCUGGAUACCGAUUGGGAGUCUCGACCAGGAAAAGGUGAAAAAGGCAGGUGAUGCCCUGAGUGAGAAGAAAUACAGGCAGCAUCCGGACACGCUCAAGUUCACCAGCAUCGUGGACUCCCCAGUGAUGGUGCAAGCCAAGCAGAACACGCAGCAAGUCAGUGAUAUCUUAUACAAAGCGAAAGGAGAGGAAGUGAAGCAUAAGUACACUCUGAAUCCCGACCUCCCACAGUUACUCCAGGCCAAGUGCAAUGCUUACAACAUAAGUGACGUCUGUUACAAACGGGACUGGCAUGAUUUAAUAGCCAAAGGCAACAACGUCCUGGCUGAUGCCAUUCCCAUCACAGCGGCCAAGUCCUCCAGAAACAUCGCCAGUGACUAUAAAUACAAGGAAGCUUACGAGAAGUCAAAGGGCAAGCACGUUGGUUUCAGAAGCCUGCAGGAUGACCCCAAGUUGGUCCAUUAUAUGAAAGUGGCAAAGUUGCAGUCAGACCGAGAAUACAAGAAAAACUACGAGAACACCAAAACCAGUUACCAUACCCCUGGGGAUAUGGUCAGCAUCACCGCCGCAAAGAUGGCCCAGGAUGUGGCCACCAAUGUCAACUACAAACAACCUCUGCACCACUACACAUACCUGCCCGAUGCCCUGAGUCUCGAGCACACGAGGAACGCUAACCAAAUCCAGAGUGACAAUGUGUACAAAGAUGAGUAUAACAACUUCUUCAAGGGCAUUGGGUGGAUCCCCAUCGGCUCCCUGGAGGUGGAGAAGGCCAAGAAGGCAGGCGAGGCCCUAAAUGAGAGGAAGUACCGACAACACCCGGACACCAUCAAGUUCACUAGCGUGCCUGACUCCAUGGGCAUGGUGCUGGCUCAGCAGAACACCAAGCAGCUAAGUGAUCUGAACUACAAGGUGGAGGGUGAGAAACUGAAGCAUAAGUACACGAUGGACCCUGAGUUGCCUCAGUUUAUCCAAGCCAAGGUCAAUGCCAUCAAUAUGAGUGACGCUCACUACAAAGCAGACUGGAAGAAAACCCUUGCCAAGGGUUACGACUUGAGACCGGAUGCCAUUCCCAUUGUUGCAGCCAAAAGUUCAAGGAACAUUGCUAGUGACUGCAAAUACAAGGAGGCCUAUGAGAAAUCCAGAGGCAAGCAAAUAGGCUUUCUCAGUCUUCAGGAUGACCCUAAACUGGUUCACUACAUGAAUGUGGCCAAAAUACAAUCAGAUCGCGAGUAUAAGAAGGGCUACGAGGCCAGCAAGACCCGGUACCACACACCUCUGGAUAUGUUCAGUGUGACCGCAGCCAAGAAGUCUCAGGAAGUUGCGACCAACGCCAACUACAGACAGCCCUACCACAACUACACCCUCCUGCCCGACGCCUUGAAUGUGGAGCACUCCAGGAACGCCAUGCAAAUUCAGAGUGACAAUCUGUACAAAUCUGACUUCACCAACUGGAUGAAAGGUAUCGGCUGGGUCCCGAUAGACUCCUUGGAGGUGGAGAAGGCAAAGAAGGCUGGAGAGAUUCUGAGCGAGAGGAAGUAUCGCCAGCACCCCGAGAAGCUGAAGUUCACAUACGCCAUGGACACCAUGGAGCAGGCACUUAACAAAAGCAACAAGUUGACUAUGGAUAAGAGGCUGUACACGGAAAAGUGGAACAAAGACAAGACCACCAUUCACGUCAUGCCUGAUACUCCAGACAUCUUGCUCUCCAGAGUGAACCAGAUCACCAUGAGUGAUAAAAUCUACAAAGCUGGCUGGGAAGAAGAGAAGAAGAAAGGCUACGACCUGAAGCCUGACGCCAUCUCAAUAAAGGCUGCAAAGGCCUCUAGAGACAUUGCCAGUGAUUACAAGUACAAGCAGGCUUACGAGCAAGCCAAAGGGAAGCACAUUGGCUUCCGCAGCCUGGAAGAAGACCCCAAGUUGGUGCACUUCAUGCAAGUGGCCAAGAUGCAGUCAGACCGGGAGUACAAGAAGGGCUACGAGAAAUCCAAGACGUCCUUCCACACCCCAGUGGACAUGUUCAGCGUGGUGGCAGCCAAGAAGUCCCAGGAAGUGGCCACCAACGCCAACUACAGGAAUAUAAUCCACACCUACAACAUGCUUCCGGAUGCCAUGGGCUUUGAGUUGGCCAAGAAUAUGAUGCAGAUUCAAAGUGAUAAUCAGUACAAGGCAGACUAUGCUGACUUCAUGAAGGGCAUUGGAUGGCUCCCGUUGGGCUCCCUGGAAGCGGAGAAAAACAAGAAAGCCAUGGAGAUUAUCAGCGAAAAGAAGUACCGGCAACACCCAGACACUCUGAAGUACUCCACAUUGAUGGACUCGAUGAACAUGGUUUUGGCUCAGAACAACGCAAAAAUCAUGAAUGACCAUCUCUAUAGACAAGCAUGGGAAGCUGACAAGACCAAAGUCCACAUCAUGCCUGAUAUCCCCGAGAUUGUUUUGGCAAAAGCAAAUGCAAUUAACAUGAGCAAUAAACUCUACAAACUGUCUCUGGAAGAAUCUAAAAAGAAAGGCUAUGACCUCAGAACGGACGCGAUUCCUAUCAAAGCCGCCAAAGCAUCAAGAGAUAUUGCAAGCGACUAUAAAUACAAGCACAACUAUGAAAAGGAGAAAGGAAAGAUGGUUGGCUUCCGCAGUCUGGAGGAUGAUCCCAAAUUAGUCCAUUCCAUGCAAGUGGCUAAGAUGCAGUCCGAUCGAGAGUACAAGAAGAACUACGAGAAGACAAAGACCAGCUACCACACCCCUGCCGACAUGCUGAGUGUCACAGCUGCCAAGGACGCCCAAGCCAACAUCACCAACACUAACUACAAGCACCUCAUUCACAAGUACAUCCUCCUCCCAGAUGCGAUGAACAUCGAGCUGACCAGGAAUAUGAAUCACAUCCAGAGUGACAAUGAAUAUAAGCAAGACUACAAUGAGUGGUACAAGGGGCUUGGCUGGAGCCCAGCUGGUUCUCUAGAGGUGGAGAAGGCCAAGAAAGCCACGGAAUACGCCAGUGACCGGAAGUACCGCCAGCAUCCCAGCGGCUUCCAGUUUAAGAAGCUGACUGAUUCCAUGGACAUGGUGCUGGCCAAGCAGAAUGCUCAUACCAUGAAUAAGCAUUUAUACACCGUUGACUGGAAUAAAGAUAAAACCAAGAUUCAUGUGAUGCCAGAUACACCAGAUAUUUUGCAAGCCAAGCAGAAUCAGACACUGUACAGCCAGAAAUUCUAUAGACUUGGUUGGGAAGAGGCUCUGAAGAAAGGCUAUGAUCUCCCUGUCGAUGCAAUCUCUGUCCAGCUGGCCAAGGCAUCAAGGGACAUCGCUAGUGACUUUAAAUAUAAACAAGGCUACCGGAAACAACUGGGACACCAUAUUGGAUUCCUGAGUGUGCAAGAUGACCCAAAACUCGUGCUAUCUAUGAAUGUAGCCAAAAUGCAGAGUGAACGAGAAUACAAGAAAGACUUUGAGAAGUGGAAAACCAAAUACACCAGCCCCGUGGACAUGCUGGGUGUGGUGCUGGCCAAGAAGUGCCAGGCCUUGGUGAGCGACGUGGACUACAAGAACUACCUACAUCAGUGGACGUGUCUGCCUGACCAGAAUGACGUCAUCCAAGCUAAAAAAGUCUAUGAGCUGCAAAGUGAGAAUAUGUACAAGUCUGACCUUGAGUGGCUGAGAGGCAUAGGGUGGAGCCCCUUGGGUUCUUUGGAAGCAGAAAAGAACAAGCGGGCUUCGGAAAUCAUCAGUGAGAAGAAGUAUCGCCAACCUCCGGACAGAAACAAGUUCACUAGCAUCCCUGACGCCAUGGACAUAGUUCUGGCGAAGACAAACGCCAAGAACAGGAGCGAUAGACUUUAUAGAGAAGCCUGGGACAAGGACAAGACACAGAUCCACAUCAUGCCGGACACUCCCGACAUCGUUCUGGCUAAGGCGAACUUGAUCAACACAAGCGAUAAAAUCUACAGAAUGGGUUAUGAGGAACUGAAGAGAAAAGGUUACGACCUUCCUGUCGAUGCCAUUCCAAUCAAAGCGGCAAAAGCAUCCCGGGAAAUUGCCAGUGAAUACAAGUACAAAGAAGGCUUCCGGAAACAACUUGGCCACCACAUUGGGGCUCGGAACAUCAAGGAUGACCCCAAGAUGAUGUGGUCCAUGCACGUGGCCAAGAUCCAGAGUGACCGGGAGUACAAGAAGGACUUUGAGAAGUGGAAGACCAAGUUCAGCAGCCCGGUGGACAUGCUGGGCGUGGUGCUGGCCAAAAAGUGCCAGACCCUGGUCAGAGAAGAAGACUACAAGAACUACCUGCACCAGUGGACGUGUCUGCCUGACCAGAAUGACGUCAUCCAUGCUCGGCAGGCCUAUGACCUCCAGAGCGAUAAUUUGUACAAGGCCGAUCUUCAGUGGCUGAAAGGCAUUGGCUGGAUACCUUCUGGUUCCCUCGAGGAUGAGAAAAACAAACGAGCCACCCAGAUUCUGAGUGACCAUGUUUACCGACAGCACCCAGAUAAAUUCAAGUUUUCCAGCCUUAUGGACUCCAUGCCAAUGGUCCUGGCAAAAAAUAAUGCUAUAACCAUGAACCACCACCUCUAUACCGAAGCUUGGAACAAGGAUAAAACCACCAUCCACAUUAUGCCGGAUACCCCUGAAGUUAUGCUGGCUAAGCAAAACAAAGUAAAUUAUAGCGAGAAAUUAUAUAAACUUGGUCUGGAAGAAGCCAAGAGGAAAGGCUAUGACAUGCGGCUUGAUGCCAUCCCUAUCAAGACAGCCAAGGCCUCCAGAGACAUCGCGAGUGACUUCAAGUACAAGGAAGGCUACCGCAAGCAGCUGGGCCACCACAUUGGGGCACGGAACAUCGAAGAUGACCCCAAGAUGGUGUGGUCCAUGCACGUGGCCAAGAUCCAGAGUGACCGGGAGUACAAAAAGGACUUUGAGAAGUGGAAGACCAAGUACAGCAGCCCAGUGGACAUGCUGGGAGUGGUGCUGGCCAAGAAGUGCCAGACCCUGGUCAGAGACGUGGACUACAAGAACUACCUGCACCAGUGGACGUGUCUGCCUGACCAGAAUGACGUCAUCCAUGCUCGGCAGGCCUAUGACCUCCAGAGCGAUAAUAUGUACAAGUCUGAUCUCCAAUGGAUGCGAGGCAUUGGCUGGGUGCCCAUAGGCUCUCUGGAUGUAGAGAAAUGCAAACGGGCCACGGAAAUCUUGAGUGACAAAAUCUACCGGCAGCCCCCAGACAAGUUCAAGUUCACCAGUGUGACGGAUUCUCUGGAGCAGGUGUUGGCCAAGAGCAACGCCCUCAACAUGAACAAGCGUUUAUACACGGAAGCCUGGAACAAAGACAAGACGCAGAUCCACAUCAUGCCGGACACGCCAGAAAUCAUGCUGGCAAGAAUGAAUAAAGUCAACUACAGCGAGAGUCUGUAUAAACUUGCCAAAGAAGAAGCAAAGAAGAAAGGCUAUGACUUACGAAGUGACGCCAUCCCGAUUGUGGCAGCCAAGGCCUCCAGAGACAUCGCCAGUGAUUACAAAUACAAAGAUGGCUACCGCAAGCAGCUGGGCCACCACAUUGGGGCUCGAAACAUCGAAGAUGACCCCAAGAUGAUGUGGUCCAUGCAUGUGGCCAAGAUCCAGAGUGACCGGGAGUACAAGAAGGACUUUGAGAAGUGGAAGACCAAGUACAGCAGCCCAGUGGACAUGCUGGGAGUGGUGCUGGCCAAGAAGUGCCAGACCCUGGUCAGCGACGUGGACUACAAGAACUACCUGCACCAGUGGACGUGUCUGCCUGACCAGAAUGACGUCAUCCAUGCUCGGCAGGCCUAUGACCUCCAGAGCGAUAAUGUGUACAAGUCAGAUCUCCAGUGGCUGAGAGGCAUUGGUUGGGUCCCCAUCGGGUCUCUGGAUGUGGUCAAGUGCAAGAGGGCCGCGGAGAUCCUGAGUGACAACAUCUACCGCCAGCCUCCAGACAAGUUCAAGUUCACCAGUGUGACAGAUUCUCUGGAGCAGGUGCUGGCCAAGAACAAAUUGUUUUCUCCUUCACAGCGCUUGUACACAGAAGCCUGGGAGAAAGACAAGACCCAAAUCCACAUUAUGCCUGACACACCCGAAAUUAUGUUGGCCAGACAAAACAAAAUAAACUACAGUGAGAGCCUCUAUCGCCAGGCCAUGGAAGAAGCUAAGAAGGAAGGCUAUGACUUGAGAAGCGAUGCCAUUCCCAUCGUGGCCGCCAAGGCUUCCCGGGACAUCGCUAGUGAUUACAAAUAUAAAGAAGCCUACCGGAAGCAGUUGGGUCACCACAUUGGCGCCCGAGCCAUACACGAUGAUCCCAAGAUGAUGUGGUCCCUCCACAUUGCCAAAGUGCAGAGUGACCGUGAAUAUAAAAAAGAGUUUGAGAAAUACAAGACAAGAUACAGCAGCCCAGUGGACAUGCUCGGGAUUGUAUUAGCCAAGAAAUGUCAGACUUUGGUCAGUGACGUGGACUACAAACACCUCCUGCACGAAUGGACUUGCCUGCCUGACCAGAAUGAUGUCAUACAGGCACGGAAAGCAUAUGACCUCCAGAGUGAUAAUCUGUACAAGGCCGACCUUGAGUGGAUGAAAGGCAUUGGCUGGGUUCCCAUAGGUUCCCUGGAAGUCGUUAAAGCCAAGAGGGCCACAGAGAUACUAAGCGAUAAUAUCUACCGCCAGCGUCCAGACACAUUGAAAUUUACCAGCAUCACUGACUCGCUGGAGCAGGUGCUGGCGAAGAACAACGCAAUAAACAUGAACAAGCGCUUGUACACGGAAGCCUGGGACAACGACAAGAAAACCAUCCACGUCAUGCCCGACACGCCAGAGAUCAUGCUAGCCAAACUCAACAGGAUAAACUACAGCGACAAACUCUACAAAGUGUCGCUGGAAGAGGCCAAGAAGCAAGGCUACGACUUGCGCGUGGACGCCAUUCCUAUCCGAGCAGCCAAGGCAUCGAGAGAGAUUGCUAGUGAUUACAAGUAUAAGGAAGGCUACCGCAAGCAGCUGGGCCACCACAUUGGGGCCCGGAACAUCGAAGAUGACCCCAAGAUGAUGUGGUCCAUGCAUGUGGCCAAGAUCCAGAGUGACCGGGAGUACAAGAAGGACUUUGAGAAGUGGAAGACCAAGUACAGCAGCCCGGUGGACAUGCUGGGCGUGGUGCUGGCCAAGAAGUGCCAGAUCCUGGUCAGCGACAUAGACUACAAGCAUCCUCUGCAUGAAUGGACCUGCCUGCCCGAUCAGAAUGACGUCAUUCAGGCGCGGAAGGCCUAUGACCUGCAAAGCAAUGCUGUCUACAAAGCUGAUCUUGAGUGGCUGAGAGGCAUCGGAUGGGUUCCCAUUGGCUCAGUCGAGGUCGAGAAGGUGAAGAGAGCCGGCGAAAUCUUGAGUGACAGGAAGUAUCGCCAGCCUGCCGACCAGCUCAAGUUCACUUGUAUCACCGACACCCCGGAAAUCGUCCUGGCGAAAAAUAAUGCCAUCACCAUGAGCAAGCAUUUAUACACGGAAGCUUGGGAUGCCGACAAAGCCUCCAUCCAUGUCAUGCCAGACACCCCUGAAAUCCUGCUGGCCAAGAGCAAUUCUGCCAAUAUCAGCCAGAAACUGUACACCAAAGGCUGGGAUGAAUCGAAGAUGAAGGACUAUGACCUGAGAGAGGAUGCUAUUUCCAUCAAGAGUGCCAAGGCCUCCAGGGAUAUUGCCAGCGACUACAAAUACAAGGAAGCCUAUGAAAAACAGAAAGGCCACCACAUCGGAGCCCAGAGCGUGGAAGACGAUCCCAGGAUCAUGUGUGCCAUGCACGCAGGGAAGAUUCACAGUGACCGGGAGUACAAGAAGGAAUUCCAGAAGUGGAAGACCAAGUUCAGCAGCCCGGUGGACAUGCUGGGCUUGGUGCUGGCCAAGAAAUGCCAGACCCUGGUCAGCGACGUGGACUACAAGAACUACCUGCACAACUGGACUUGCCUGCCUGAUCAGAAAGACAUUAUUCAAGCCAAGAAGGCCUAUGAGCUGCAGAGCGAUGCCAUCUACAAGGCUGACUUGGAAUGGCUGCGCGGCAUUGGCUGGAUGCCAGAAGGGUCUCCUGAAGUACUGAGAGUCAAAAAUGCCCAGGAGAUCCUGUGUGACAGCGUCUACCGGACCCCUGUGGUGAAGCUCAAGUAUACAAGCAUUGUGGAUACACCGGAAGUCGUCCUUGCUAAGUCAAACGCCGAGAAUAUCAGUAUUCCAAAAUACAGAGAAGUUUGGGACAAAGAUAAAACUUCCAUCCAUAUAAUGCCAGAUACACCUGAAAUUAACCUCGCUCGAGCGAACGCUCUUAAUGUGAGCAAUAAACUCUACCGUGAGGGGUGGGAUGAGGUCAAGAUGAGCUGUGAUGUCCGGCUGGAUGCCAUCCCUAUCCAGUCUGCCAAGGCCUCCAGGGAGAUUGCCAGUGAUUAUAAAUACAAGCUGGACCACGAGAAGCAGAAGGGACACUACGUGGGCACCCUCACUGCCAGGGAUGACAACAAGAUCCGGUGGGCCCUCAUAGCUGGCAAGAUUCAGAAUGAGCGGGAGUACAGGCUGCAGUGGGCCAAGUGGAAGACCAAGUUCCAGAGCCCCGUGGACAUGCUUUCUAUCCUGCACUCUAAAAAAUGCCAGACCCUGGUCAGCGACAUUGAUUACCGCAAUUACCUGCACGAGUGGACAUGCAUGCCUGACCAGAACGAUGUGAUUCAGGCCAAGAAAGCCUACGAGCUGCAGAGCGACGCUGUUUACAAGGCUGACUUGGAGUGGUUACGUGGAAUUGGGUGGAUGCCGAACGAUUCUGUUUCUGUCAACCACGCCAAACAUGCUGCAGACAUUUUCAGUGAGAAAAAAUACCGCACCAAAAUAGAAAGUCUCAACUUUACUCCUGUGGAUGACAGAGUGGAUUAUGUGACAGCAAAACAGAGCACUGAGAUCCGAGACGACAUUAAAUACCGGAAAGAUUGGAAUGCCAUCAAAUCAAAGUAUACCCUUACAGAAACGCCGCUGCUGCACACUGCCCAAGAGGCUGCCCGCAUCCUGGACCAGCAACUCUACAAGGAAGGCUGGGAGAAACAGAAAGCUACCGGUUACAUCCUGCCGCCAGAUGCUGUACCGUUUGUCCAUGCGCAUCAUUCCGGCGAUGUUCAGAGUGAGCUGAAAUACAAAGCAGAACACGUGAAGCAGAAAGGCCACUAUGUUGGUGUUCCCACAAUGAGAGACGAUCCCAAGCUGGUUUGGUUUGAGCACGCGGGCCAGAUUCAGAAUGACAGGCUCUACAAGGAGGACUACCAUAAGACGAAGGCCAAAAUCAAUAUACCUGCCGACAUGGUGUCAGUGGUGGCUGCCAAGGAGGGGCAGAACCUUGUCAGUGACAUUGAUUACCGCCAUUACCUGCGCCAAUGGACGUGCCAUCCUGACCAAAAUGACGUUAUUCAAGCAAAAAUCGCCUACGACCUUCAGAGUGACAAUGUCUACAAAGCUGACCUGGAAUGGCUCCGAGGUAUUGGCUGGAUCCCUCUGGAUUCUGUGGACCAUGUGAGGGUUACAAGGAACCAGGAAAUGGUGAAUCAGAUAAAAUAUAAGAAAGAUGCUCUUGACAACUAUCCCAACUUUACCAGUGUAGUGGACCCUCCAGAGAUUGUUUUAGCCAAGAUUAACUCAGUCAAUCAAAGUGAUGUGAAAUAUAAGGAAACAUUUAAUAAGGCAAAGGGCAAGUACAUAUUUUCUCCAGACACACCACACAUCACCCACUCCAAAGACAUGGGGAAACUCUACAGCACUAUACUAUACAAAGGAGCAUGGGAGGGAACCAAGGCCUAUGGCUACACCCUGGAUGAGAAGUACAUUCCCAUCGUUGGAGCCAAGCAUGCCGACCUGGUGAACAGUGAGCUGAAAUACAAAGAAACCUAUGAGAAGCAGAAGGGUCACUACCUGGCUGGGAAAGAAAUAAGCGAAUUCCCCGGAGUGGUCCACUGCCUGGAUUUCCAGCAGAUGCGGAGUGCGUUGAACUACAGGAGAGAUUAUGAGGACACAAAAGCAAACGUGCAUAUCCCCAAUGACAUGAUGAACCACGUGCUGGCAAAAAGGUGCCAGUACAUCCUCAGCGACCUGGAGUACCGCCACUACUUCCACCAGUGGACGUCACUUCCGGAGGAGCCCAACGUUGUCCGCGCCCGAAACGCCCAGGAGAUUUUGAGUGAUAAUGUAUACAAAGAUGACUUGAACUGGCUGAAAGGCAUCGGCUGCUAUGUUUGGGACACACCCCAGAUCCUCCAUGCCAAGAAGGCAUAUGACCUCCAGAGUCAGCUACAAUACACAGCCGCGAGCAAAGACAAUCUGCAGAACUAUAACCUGGUCACAGACACGCCGGUUUACGUGACUGCUCUUCAGAGUGGCAUCAAUGCCAGCGAGGUGAAAUAUAAGGAAAAUUAUCAUCAGAUUAAGGACAAGUAUACCACGGUGCUAGAGACUGCCGAUUAAGACAGAACCAAGAACCUGAAAAGUCUUUACAGCAGUAACAUAUACAAGGAGGCCUGGGAUAAGGUGAAAGCCACCAGCUAUAAGCUGCCAACCAGCACCUUGUCCCUGACUCAUGCCAAGAACCAGAAGCACCUGGCCAGUCAUAUCAAAUACCGAGAAGAAUAUGAAAAGUUCAAAGCUCUUUACACAUUGCCGAAAAGCGUUGAAGAAGACCCAAACACUGCGCGGUGUCUCCGGGUGGGCAAGCUCAACAUCGAUCGCCUGUACAGAUCAGUGUAUGAACAGAACAAGAUGAAAAUCCACACCGUGCCCGACAUGGUGGAGAUGGUGACGGCCAAGGAUUCUCAGAAGAAAGUGAGCGAGGUGGACUACCGCCUGCGCCUCCAUGAAUGGAUCUGCCACCCAGACUUACAAGUCAACAGUCACGUCAGGAAAGUGACUGACCAGAUCAGCGACAUUGUGUACAAGGAUGACCUCACCUGGCUGAAGGGCAUUGGUUGCUACGUCUGGGACACUCCUGAAAUUCUCCAUGCAAAACACGCUUAUGAUCUACGCAACGAUAUCAAGUAUAAAGCUCACGUGCAGAAGACACGGAAUGACUACAAGCUGGUGACCGACACGCCGGUCUACGUUCAGGCUGUCAAGAGUGGGAAGCAGCUGAGCGAUGCUGUCUACCACUAUGACUAUGUGCACAGCAUCAGAGGCAAAGUGGCCCCAACCACCAAAACCGUGGAUCUGGACCGGGCCCUCCAUGCAUACAAGCUUCAGAGUGAGAAUUUGUACAAGAAAGGCCUGCGCUACCUGCCCACUGGAUACAGGCUCCCAGGUGAUACCCCUCACUUCAAUCACGCCAAGGACAUGCGCUACAUGAGUAGCUACUUCAAAUACAAAGAAGCCUAUGAACACCUCAAGGCAUAUGGGUACACACUUGGUCCCAAGGAUGUCCCGUUCGUCCAUGUCCGGAGAGUCAACAACGUUACUAGUGAGAGACUGUAUCGAGAAUUGUAUCAUAAACUAAAAGACAAGAUACACACAACUCCAGACACACCUGAGAUCCGCCAAGUCAAGAAGACACAGGAAGCUGUCAGUGAGUUGAUCUACAAAUCAGACUUCUUCAAGACGCGGGGCCACAUGAUCUCGCUGCCAUACACACCUCAAGUGUUGCACUGUCGCUACGUGGGAGACAUCACCAGUGACAUUAAAUACAAAGAGGACUUGCAGAUCUUGAAGGGACUCAGCUGUUUCCUGUAUGACACUCCUGACAUGGUCCGCUCCCGGCACCUAAGGAAACUCUGGUCAAAUUACCUGUACACUGACAAUGCCAGGAAGAUGCGAGACAAGUACCAAGUGGUGCUUGACACCCCAGAGUACAGAAAAGUGCAGGAACUGAAGACCCAUCUGAGUGAGCUGGUGUACAGAGCUACGGGCAAGAAGCUGAAGUCCGUCUUCACUUCAGUCCCCGAUACUCCUGACCUCCUAAGAGCCAAGCGGGGACAGAAGCUUCAGAGUCAGUAUCUCUAUGUUGAGUUGGCCACUAAAGAGAGACCCCAUCACCAUGCUGGAAACCAGACCACAGCCUUGCAACAUGCCAAAGACGUGAAGGACUUGGUCAGCGAGAACAAGUACAAGAUUCAAUAUGAAAAGAUGAAGGACAAGUAUACACCAGUUGCAGACACGCCAAUCCUCAUCAGAGCCAAGAGGGCCUACUGGAACGCCAGUGAUCUUCGCUACAAAGAGACAUUUCAAAAGACAAAAGGGAAGUAUCACACCGUGAAGGAUGCCCUGGACAUUGUGUACCAUCGCAAAGUCACAGAUGACAUCAGCAAAGUGAAAUACAAGGAGAACUACAUGAGCCAGCUGGGAAUCUGGAGUUCUAUCCCCGACCGCCCCGAACACUUCCACCACCGGGCAGUCACGGAUGCCGUCAGCGAUGUAAAAUAUAAAGAAGAUCUGACCUGGCUCAGAGGCAUUGGCUGUUAUGCCCAUGACACCCCUGAUCUGACUCUAGCUGAACAGAACAAGACUCUCUACAGCAAGUAUAAGUAUAAAGAAGUAUUUGAAAGGACAAAGUCAAAUUUCAAGUACGUUGCUGAUUGCCCAAUUAACAGGCAUUUCAAAUACGCAACUCAGUUGAUGAAUGAGAAAAAAUACAGAGCUGACUAUGAACAGCGGAAAGAUAAAUACCACCUGGUAGUCGAUGAGCCUAGACAUCUGCUGGCUAAGACCGUAGGCGACCAGAUCAGCCAGAUCAACUACAGGAGGAAGUAAGAGAAGACGAAGGACAAGUUCACCUCGGUUGUGGACACUCCAGAGCACCUGCGCACCACCAAAGUCAACAAGCAAAUCAGUGAAAUACUUUAUAAACUGGAGUACAACAAGGCCAGACCCAGAGGCUACACCACCAUCCACGACACACCCAUGCUGCUGCAUGUCCGCAAAGUGAAGGAUGAAGUCAGUGAUCUGAAAUACAAGGAAGUUUACCAAAGAAAUAAAUCUAACUGCACCAUCAAGCCAGAUGCUGUUCAUAUCAAAGCAGCCAAAGAUGCCUACAAAGUCAACACCAAUCUGGACUAUAAGAAGCAAUACGAAGCCAACAAAGCCUACUGGAAGUGGACGCCUGACCGGCCUGACUUCCUCCAGGCUGCCAAGUCAUCACUACAGCAGAGUGACUAUGAAUAUAAACUGGACCGGGAGUUUCUCAAGGGCUGCAAGCUGUCUGUCACUGAUGAUAAGGACAUGGUGCUGGCCCUCAGGAACUCCUUAAUAGAAAGUGAUCUGAAAUACAAAGAGAAACAUGUUAAGGAAAGAGGAACAUGUCAUGCUGUACCUGACACCCCACAGAUCCUCCUGGCAAAGACUGUCAGCAAUCUGGUGUCUGAGAACAAGUACAAGGACCAUGUCAGGAAGCACCUGGCCCAGGGUUCAUACACGACACUGCCAGAGACCAGGGACACAGUUCACGUGAAGGCCGUGACCAAGCACGUCAGUGAUACAAAUUACAAAAAGAAGUUUGUCAAAGAGAAAGGGAAGUCCAACUACUCCAUCAUGCAAGAGCCCCCAGAGGUGAAGCAUGCCAUGGAAGUGGCCAAGAAGCAGAGCGAUGUUGCUUAUAAAAAAGAUGCCAAAGAGAAUCUGCAUUACACCACAGUUGCUGAUCGGCCAGACAUCAAGAAGGCCACUCAGGCAGCCAAACAAGCCAGUGAGGUGGAGUACAGAGCCAAGCACCGCAAGGAAGGCAGCCAUGGGUUAAGUAUGCUUGGCCGCCCAGACAUUGAGAUGGCCAAGAAGGCAGCCAGGCUGAGCAGCCAGGUUAAAUACCGAGAAAAUUUUGACAAAGAGAAGGGCAAGACACCAAAAUACAACCCAAAAGACAGCCAGCUCUACAAAACUAUGAAAGAUGCCAACAACCUUGCAAGUGAGGUCAAAUACAAGGCUGACCUGAAGAAACUCCACAAGCCUGUGACUGACAUGAAGGAGUCCCUGAUAAUGAAUCACGUCCUGAACACAAGCCAGCUUGCCAGUUCUUACCAGUACAAGAAGAACUAUGAGAAGAGCAAAGGCCACUACCACACGAUACCCGACAACCUGGAACAGCUGCACCUCAAAGAAGCCACGGAGCUGCAGAGCAUUGUGAAAUACAAAGAAAAAUAUGAAAAAGAACGAGGAAAGCCCAUGCUCGACUUUGAGACUCCAACAUACAUUACUGCCAAAGAGUCUCAGCAGAUGCAGAGUGGGAAAGAAUAUAGGAAAGAAUAUGAAGAGUCCAUUAAAGGCAGAAACCUGACGGGCCUGGAGGUCACGCCAGCUUUGUUACAUGUCAGACAUGCAACCAAAAUAGCAAGCGAGAAAGAGUAUAGGAAAGAUCUGGAAGAAAGCAUUCGAGGGAAAGGUCUCACUGAAAUGGAAGAUACUCCUGACAUGCUGAGAGCGAAGAACGCCACUCAAAUCCUCAAUGAGAAAGAAUAUAAGCGAGACCUGGAGCAGGAAGUGAAAGGAAGAGGCUUGAAUGCCAUGGCCAAUGAGACUCCAGAUUUUCUGCGGGCCAAGAAUGCUACAGACAUCGCCAGCCAGAUUAAGUACAAGCAAUCAGCCGAAAUGGAAAAAGCCAAUUUCACUUCUGUCGUUGAUACCCCAGAGAUCAUUCACGCUCAGCAGGUCAAGAACCUUUCCAGCCAGAAAAAGUACAAGGAAGAUGCAGAGAAGUCCAUGUCGUAUUACGAGACUGUCCUGGACACUCCCGAAAUGCAAAGAGUCCGUGAGAACCAGAAGAACUUCAGCCUUCUGCAAUACCAGUGUGACCUUAAAAACAGUAAAGGGAAAGUUACGGUUGUUCAAGACACGCCAGAAAUACUGCGUGUCAAAGAAAACCAAAAGAAUUUCAGCUCGGUUCUUUAUAAAGAAGAUGUCUCCCCGGGAACAGCCAUUGGAAAGACCCCUGAGAUGCUAAGAGUGAAGCAAACGCAGGACCACAUUAGCUCGGUCAAGUAUAAAGAAGCAAUUGGACAAGGAACUCCGAUCCCUGACCUGCCCGAAGUGAAACGUGUCAAGGAGACGCAGAAGCACAUUAGCUCGGUUAUGUACAAAGAAAACUUGGGAACGGGCAUUCCAACCACUAUCACCCCAGAGAUUGAGAGAGUCAAGCGCAAUCAAGAGAACUUUAGCUCGGUUUUGUACAAAGAAAGCUUGGGGAAAGGAACCCCUACAGCUAUCACUCCUGAGAUGGAGAGAGUCAAACGCAAUCAAGAGAACUUUAGCUCGGUGCUAUACAAAGAAAACCUGGGGACAGGAACUCCAAUACCCAUCACUCCCGAGAUGGAGAGAGUCAAACACAAUCAAGAGAACCUUAGCUCGGUUUUGUACAAAGAAAAUGUGGGGAAAGCCACCCCAACCCCUGUAACUCCAGAGAUACAGAGAGUCAAACGCAAUCAAGAGAACAUUAGCUCGGUGCUAUACAAAGAGAACAUGGGGAAAGCAACCCCCACACCCUUUACCCCCGAGAUGGAGAGAGUCAGACGCAAUCAAGAAAACUUUAGCUCGGUAUUGUACAAAGAGAAUAUGAGAAAAGCAACUCCGACACCUGUCACUCCAGAGAUGGAGAGAGCUAAGCGCAACCAAGAGAACAUUAGCUCGGUCCUUUAUUCUGAUAGCUUCCGGAAACAAAUACAAGGCAAAGCUGCCUACGUGCUAGACACACCAGAGAUGAGACGAGUGAGGGAAACCCAACGGCACAUCUCAACAGUAAAAUAUCAUGAAGACUUUGAGAAACACAAAGGCUGUUUCACACCAGUGGUGACAGACCCCAUCACUGAACGAGUGAAGAAAAACACACAGGACUUCAGUGACAUUAACUACCGAGGUAUUCAAAGAAAAGUAGUAGAGAUGGAACAGAAACGGAAUGACCAGGAUCAAGAUACUGUCACAGGUCUGCGUGUCUGGCGUACUAACCCUGGCUCAGUCUUUGACUACGAUCCAGCAGAAGACAAAAUCCAAUCCCGGAGUUUACACAUGAUUAACGCCCAAGCUCGCCGGAGCCGGGAGCAGUCACGGUCCGCCAGUGCAAUGAGCAUCAGUGGGGGUGAGGAAAAGUCUGAGCACUCCGCGGACCAGCGCCUUUCCACCUACAGAGAUGGAGCUGCCUUCUUCUCGGCCACCUCAUCAUCAGCUUACAAACAUGUGAAAACCACUGAGCUCCCGCAGCAGCGGUCAUCUUCCGCGGCCACCCAGCAGACCACGCUGUCUUCUAUCCCUUCCCACCCAUCUACUGCCGGAAAAAUCUUCCGUGCCAUGUAUGACUAUAUGGCUGCCGAUGCAGAUGAAGUGUCCUUCAAAGAUGGAGAUGCUAUAGUGAAUGCUCAAGCGAUUGAUGAAGGCUGGAUGUAUGGCACUGUGCAGAGGACCGGCAGGACCGGCAUGCUCCCAGCCAACUACGUGGAAGCUAUCUAAGCACCUCAAGAUUUCCAUCAGUUUGCAGUGUCUGAAUCUGUCCUCUGCAGGCAGCAUUUCAGGAGACAUCGGUGUGUACCCGUGCUCUCAAAGUGCCUAAUAUUUUCACCUACAUCAAUAUCAUUUAAUGUAUUGCCAUCUCCUCUAUAGGAACCUGAGUGAUUCUUCAUGAAACCAAACAUUAAUUCAUCUGGUCAGUCCUUAAACUAGACUUACAGAUUCAUUCUUUUCUAGAUUUACACAGGAAACUAAACACAGCAAACACAUAAAAGCUCAUUUUGAAAAUUAUUACCAUCAAUUCCUUUCCGUUUUAAAGUAAGUUGAAAUUCACAAUAGAAUUUUUAAAAGCUUCUGUAGUGCUCUGUAACCAGACCAGUCUUUCCCAAUUAUAAAAAUGUUUUGUGACAUUUAUUCUGGACAUGCCAAACAAUAAAAGAAAAACACAAGAGUGAACCACCUUGUCUUGUUUUCUUGUGUUUCUACUCUUGUUUCUAUAAGUUAUAAAGACGACAGUCAACAAACUGGUGAGAAACUGAAAGCUAAUAAACUCCAUAGUUCUGCAACAAACUGUUCCUGGGCUAAACUCUAAUAAAAUCCCAGCUUAAAAGUUACCAAAUUUGGAACUGUGGAUUGGUGGUUAAGAAGCACUGGUUGAGCCGGGCAGAAGUGGCGCAUGCCUUUAGUCCCAGCACUCAGGAGGCAGAGGCAGGAGGAUUUCUUGAGUUCAAAGCCAGGGUUUCUCUGUGUAGUUCUAGCUAUCUUGGAAAAACAAAAUGGAAAACAGACACAGAAGCACUGGUGGCUCUUCCAGAGGACCUUUGUUUGAUUCCCAGCAUCCAAGUGGCAGCUCACAACCAUUUGUAACUGGAGUCCCAGGGAGUACACGCUCAUGGUGCAGACAUAUACACAUCAAAACAUCCAUGCCUAUAAACAAUAAAAGCCAAAGGCAAAAAAAGUUACCAAAGUUUUUUAAUGUACUGCUGAUAAAAUUUUAAUGUACUGAUAAUAAUGAAGUGUAAACAUUCUCAGAAUGGUCCAUUUUACAUAUGUAUUGGAUUUGGUUUAAUUCUUUCAGCUAACUCAUAUCUCUUAACCAGAGAAUGAAGAAAAUUCAUACCAACUUUUUGGGCCAGUAUUAAUCCAUACUUAUUUAACGAACUUCCCUUAAGAGCGUUAAAGAAAGAGCUAUGGGAUGCAGUGUUAAGUUGAGGGAUUUCUGCCACCUGUAUACAACGGGAUGACAAUAUGAACUAAACCUUGUGUGAAGGAACAAAGGGUGGAAAGACAACCAGUAACGAAAGUCUGUCUGACCAUUACUUACUGUCCUUCUGGAGGAGCCAAAGACUGUCCCUUAACGUGAUAGCUACGUUAGUACAGCUGACCAGAGCCAG
This is a messenger RNA of Alexandromys fortis (reed vole), 21383 nucleotides long. It is a transcript of the gene Neb, whose product is annotated as nebulin. Lineage: Eukaryota; Metazoa; Chordata; Mammalia; Rodentia; Cricetidae. The transcript is spliced from 147 exons. Gene Ontology annotation, molecular function: actin filament binding. Gene Ontology annotation, biological process: cardiac muscle thin filament assembly. The record is from RefSeq and is a predicted model, not a curated record. Gene Ontology annotation, cellular component: Z disc.